AUGGCUCGCGCUCGCUCCACCUCGUGCUCGUCGUCCCCCGGCAGGCCCGACAAGCCCGUCGUCGCCCUCGCCGCUCAAGCGCCAAGCCGUCCCGCCUCGACGCCCCACUACCAGCGCGCCCGGUCGCGCUCCCUCUCGGGCCAGAGCCUCGUCCGCAUCGUGAGCCAAGUCGCCUCGGCCUCGUCCAGCACGGGCAGCCGCGGCGUGAGGUCCACCUCGCCCGAGCUCGUCGAGAUGGUCACCCCGACCACUUCGUCCUCGAGCCUCGAACCUGACGACCCUCAGCAGCGCCUCCCCGUCCACGUCACGCACCAGUGGGUCCUCCAGCCGAUCCUCGCAGGCCCGACUCGUCCCGAUGGCGCCCUUUCGCCCUCGACCACGCCGUCGAAGGUACAGCACGCCCGCUUCCCACCCGCGUCCACCUACCCGCCGCGUUACCCCUCGCCGUACGCGCCCCGCACCAGCCCCGAGUUUGUCGACACCUCGACCACCGCGUGGCCGCCGUACCCGACCCCGCCCUUCACGUCGGGCUUGCCCGGCGCGAGCCCGUACCCGUCGCCGGACGCCUAUCCGCUCAGCUCGUUCCCGUUCCCGGCCGUCUACGACAGCUACGAGGCGCACGUCGAGCCGUACGCGCCUUACGGUCCGACCACGGCCUCGCCGCCGUUCUACACGCACUACCCGCCGCCGGCGUGCGUCCCGUACGGCCCGACCUCGACGCCCUUCUUCGACCCGCCAACGACGCCCGUCCUUCCGCUCUCGCCGCCGACCCACUACGUCCCUCGUCCCGACAUCGGUCACCCUCGUCGCGGCAGUGCGCCCGCCGUCGUCGCCGGUCCAGCUCCGUCGGGCUCGCCGGCGCUCGGCCUCGGCUUCGGCGGCGGCGUCGGGCAGCGCAGCCCUCGCACGGCUCGAGGCGGGUCGCCGAGCCUGCGCGACCUCCUCGACAGCGGCGAGCACAUCCCGAGCCGAGGCAGGGUCAAGUUCUUCAACGCGCGCAAGGACGAUAACUGUACCUGCACCUGA
This is a messenger RNA of Rhodotorula graminis WP1, 1026 nucleotides long. RefSeq lists its product as uncharacterized. Bases 1 to 1026 code for a protein of 341 amino acids. The record is from RefSeq and is a predicted model, not a curated record. Lineage: Eukaryota; Fungi; Basidiomycota; Microbotryomycetes; Sporidiobolales; Sporidiobolaceae. The transcript has 3 exons.